AUGAAACAGGAGGUCAAUACGACCGACGAUGCAGGAGCAAACCCCUUGAUGUGGGCCUCACGGAACGGACACGACAAAAUCGUGCAGAUACUGCUAGAAAGAGGAGCCGAUAUCAACACCCAGGGUGGAGACUACGGAAAUGCGCUCUAUGCAGCUUCUUCUAGAGGACACGAUAAGAUCGUGCAGAUACUGCUAGAAAGAGGAGCCGAUGUCAACGCCCAGGGUGGGGCCAAAUCGACUUAG
This is a messenger RNA of Penicillium samsonianum, 243 nucleotides long. Its product is annotated as ankyrin repeat domain-containing protein. The record is from RefSeq and is a predicted model, not a curated record. The transcript has a single exon. Gene Ontology annotation, molecular function: protein binding. Gene Ontology annotation, cellular component: cytoplasm; nucleus. The coding region runs from base 1 to 243 and encodes 80 amino acids. Lineage: Eukaryota; Fungi; Ascomycota; Eurotiomycetes; Eurotiales; Aspergillaceae.